Messenger RNA from Alternaria rosae, 1199 nucleotides. RefSeq names its product Emopamil binding protein-domain-containing protein. The record is from RefSeq and is a predicted model, not a curated record. Gene Ontology annotation, biological process: sterol biosynthetic process. The coding region runs from base 185 to 904 and encodes 239 amino acids. The transcript is spliced from 2 exons. Gene Ontology annotation, molecular function: steroid Delta-isomerase activity; cholestenol delta-isomerase activity; C-8 sterol isomerase activity. Gene Ontology annotation, cellular component: membrane; endoplasmic reticulum. Lineage: Eukaryota; Fungi; Ascomycota; Dothideomycetes; Pleosporales; Pleosporaceae.
GUCUCUCCUGCCCCGGAAUAUUUUCCCACUCGGCCUGCCAUCUGGCACCACGACGCACGCCGUGCCCCCAUUGCUAGCAGCCCGCCCAUAGACGUCGCACUCGCUCUUGUACUCCUUUCCCUUCUCUACCUCUGCACCACUUCCAUUACAUUUUUGGUCUAAUACACUACUCGCAUUUUUCGCAAUGGCAGCCGGCAACUUCUCGCUGCCCCCGGGGCAGCACCCUUACUACCCCAUUGAGAAGGAGAUUGUGGGCUAUCUGGCCAACGAACUGGGCACGCUGGACCUGCUGCUCAUGUUCGCUGCUGGCUGCGUCGCCAUUUUCAGUGUCACGUACGUGAUGGUCAAGCGUCUGCGUCCCAAUGCCAGCACCGGCGACCUGUCCACCAUCAUGUGGUUUGUGCUGUGCGGCUGCAUCCACUCGUUCUUCGAGGGCUACUUCGCCUACAACUUUAGGAAUAUGGGCGGAUUGAACGAUCUCUUUGGCCAGCUGUGGAAAGAGUACGCGCUCAGCGACUCGCGUUACUUGACCCAGGAUGCCUUCGUUCUGUGCAUGGAGACAGUCACCGCUGUAUUCUGGGGCCCCGGUUCCUUCCUCUGCGCCUACCUCAUCGCCAUCGACCACCCGCUCCGCUACUCGGCCCAACUCAUCGUCUCGCUCGGCCAGUUCUACGGCGACGUACUGUACUAUGCUACCUCGCUCUUCGACCACUACAUUCUCAACCUGUCAUACUCGCGUCCUGAACAGUUCUACUACUGGGGCUACUUCGUCCUCAUGAACGCUUUCUGGAUUGUCAUCCCAGGAUACCUCAUGUACCAGAGUGUCAUGGCCACUUGGAGCGCGUUUGCGGCUGUCAACGAUGCGGCAAAGCUCGUUGAGAAGAUGGGCAAGAAGCGCAACUAGAAGGAUGCUCUCUGCAUCAGACGCAUACAAGCUGUACCACUGAGGAGGACACCUAUACCGCUGGAGUGGAGGAGCGACUUAGCCAAUGACAUUAUUUCUAUGGGUUGAUUGUUGGGAUGGUUUGAAAAAGCAUUUUGGAUACAGACACGGUACUUGAUACCCUAGUUUUGAAGGCGUGGCUUGCAUAGGAUGCGUUAGAUCGAUAGACUCGGAUAAUGCUAAUAGAAGAUUAUGGCAAGAAGACACCAGCUUCAGAACUCCUUUAUGUUCCCGGAAACUCAGCAGGUAACGCCGG